AUUGAAGUUGAUAUCUUGGAGGUUAGGCAUCUAAACAAGGGUUAGGGCUGAAGCAGCAAACAACUCUUGACAAGGGGUUGGUUGUGUUCCAGACAUUCGAUGCCAAGCAAUACCCCGAUUUGUGACAUCUCACACUACACAAUCAUCUUCGCACUAGAGAACUCGAUCGAACAAGACCUUUCUCCAAGUAGUCAAAGAUAUCAACGGUUGAGGUGGUUGGGAGGGAACCAAACAGGGGUCCUUGUCCAACAAACCGAUGAUCAGGGCUUUCACCGCUCCGCGGUUUGGGAUCACUUCAGCAGCAAAAAUUCCACCACAUCACGAGGUCACAAAACCUGGUGUUUUCCUCUCCAACUCCCUUGCAAGCAGAUGCCGCCUCACAACUUCUCUGAGGGUUACCCAGGCUAAGAUUUGGCGCACUGUUCAACUUGUACAGCAGCAAGGGAGGGACUCCUAAGCUGACAAUGUCCUAAUGACCUCGUCAUAGCCCUUACAAAGAGCUCCAAGUGUGAAAAUUUUGCACCUUCACCUGAUGCCAGGAUUUGCCAUCCAGCCACUGGUGGUUUCCAGAUCCAUGAUGGGGCUUGUCAAUCGUGGUCCAAUUCUUUGGUUUCUUCAAGCCUGUCAUUGGAGCUUCUGUUCAUGGUCGGGUUCAAGUCGGGUACAUCCGCAUGGGCUGGUGUCGGGGGGAACCUCCAAUUCGGUCGACUUGCACGUCAGCCGCCACUGUGCCCGGUUGGCUAGAAUUGCGGCUCUCACAAGGGUUUUUUGCUGACGAUGGUGACUUUUCCCCCCCCCUAAGUCCUGAUUCAGGAAGCAUGUGGCCCAUUAAUGACACCCUGGUACCCAGCGCUGCGGAUAUGGCGGCUCUUCCCGGGGCUAGCUGUGGUUGGGGCGGGGGAUUUGUUCCUGGGAUACCAAAAGUACCGGUUUCGGGGCUAGAGUAAAAGACAGGGGGGGCGUGUUGUUCAGCACCAAGCCAGAUCGAGGGAUGGACUCAUGGAAGAACGACCGGACACAACUAGUGUCAGGAGACUAGCCAGGCCAAGGCUGUCAGAAAGGCAAAAAAUCCCAUGGAGGACUUGCCGUAUGGGAUAUAUACUUCCGCCGGCAACAACGAAGGAGACUUUACAGCCGGUGACGAGCCUGCUCUUUCUGUUGUUCGGUCAAAACUCACCUUGACAGUCACCAUAUUCUUUGUGUCAUCGCUAUGGAAAGCACGGCCUCAAAGCAGCUACCACCGACGACAAAGGGCAACAUGACGCGGCCACGACCGUUGUCGACCUUCUCGUCGGCCUCCACCCAUGUCGAUAUCCUUAUCCCCAUUACUCCCCCAACGAUCACCCCCUCCCUAACCCUCAGCACCACCCCCGCGCCUCCUAUGGACCCAGAAAACGGCGUGUCAACAAAGGAGAUGAUAGUAGACUCGCCACCAGAAGGUGGUCUGCAAGCGUGGUUGACAGUUGCUGGGUCCUUCUGCAUCACCACAGCCGUGUACGGAUUGAGCAACUCUGUCGGUGUCAUCCAACCCUACUGGGCCCAGCACCAUCUGUCCUCCUUUCCGAUCCAAGACAUCGCCUGGAUCUCAGGCGCCAACAUCUUCCUGUGUUUGUUCCUGGGCGUCCAGGUCGGCCCAUGGUUUGACCGGUUCGGUCCGAGAUGGCUGCUGAUGGCGGGUAGUCUGGUGUACCUAGCUGGACUUGUCGGGCUAGGCUUCCUGUCAGAAGAGAGCGAUGUCCAUGUCAGACAGGGCGUGCGAGCUCCGGGUGUCAUGUAUGGUAUUUUGAUGUUUCUCUGGGGUAUCGUCAUGGGUUCGGGGGCGGCUUUAUGCUGCACUGUUGCUCUCUCUGUUCUCGCCCACUGGUUCGAGAAGAAGAGGGGGUUGGCGGCAGGGAUUGUCUUCGUUGGUAGCAGCGUGGGGGGUGCUGCUUUUCCGUUGGUGUUGAGGACCACGCUGCCCAAGUUGGGAUGGGCAUGGAGCAUGAGGAUCCUGGCUCUCAUUGUGACAUCGCUGUUGGGUAUGGGGAACAUCCUGAUCAAGGGUCGCAUAAAGGGUCGACGGGGGUCGGGGGCGAUCAACUUUGGAUGUUUUCGAGAUGCUAGCUUUCUGUGGACGACUGUUGGUUGCUUCAGUAUGUGCCUUCUCGACUUUGGACUAGGCUCAGGAGUUGGGCGGCUGGUGGCGGGUGCCAUCUCGGACAAGAUUGGCCGGUUCAACACCAUGAUCUUGACCACCAUCUUCUCCAUCAUCACAACAUUUGCCGUCUGGAUGUUGGUGGAAACGGACAGGAUGUGGCUACUCUACCUGUUCGCAGCCCUUUUCGGCUUCGGCACCGGUUGUGUCAUUAGCAUCGGGCCGAUCUGUGUUGGGCAACUCACUGUUCCCAACAAGUUUGGGCAGUACUACGGUACAAGUUACAGCGUGGUCAGCUUUUCGUAAGUCUAGAAGCCUGAUCUCAGGAUCCAAAUGAGAACACCUCUACUGACUGGGGCAAAAGGUCGUUGCUUUGCAUUCCUCUGAGUGCCUCGAUCCUCGAGAACCUAGGCACAGAGGGUUUUGUCCUUGUUUUUGGUGCAGUGUUGAUUUCGGCGUUAGCAGCGUUUUCGUUGGCGAGGUUCACAAUCCAGGGCUGUGCGUGGCGCUGGAAAGACGUGGUAUGACGUUUGGUUGUUGACUGUGAUUUCUUUUUGUUGUCUGUGAUGAAGGGAAGGGAUGCCGUUGAAGAAGAGAGAUGGAAAAGGAGAAAAGAUAAGAUGGCUUGGCAUGAAGAUGAUGAUGGGACGGAAGUUUUUUUUUGAAUGCCUCUGGAGUUGUGCCUACCCAGGUAGCUUCCAUUUUUGCGUGCCGCCCUGCCUCGCCUCACCGAAGUCACGGAAGCAAAGGUG
Podospora bellae-mahoneyi is the source of this 2886-nucleotide messenger RNA. RefSeq lists its product as uncharacterized. Gene Ontology annotation, biological process: transmembrane transport. Gene Ontology annotation, molecular function: transmembrane transporter activity. The transcript is spliced from 3 exons. The record is from RefSeq and is a predicted model, not a curated record. The coding region runs from base 1211 to 2440 and encodes 409 amino acids. Lineage: Eukaryota; Fungi; Ascomycota; Sordariomycetes; Sordariales; Podosporaceae. Gene Ontology annotation, cellular component: membrane.